Diaporthe citri is the source of this 4140-nucleotide messenger RNA. RefSeq lists its product as uncharacterized. The coding region runs from base 1 to 4140 and encodes 1379 amino acids. The transcript is spliced from 2 exons. NCBI's taxonomy places the organism in Eukaryota, Fungi, Ascomycota, Sordariomycetes, Diaporthales, Diaporthaceae. The record is from RefSeq and is a predicted model, not a curated record.
AUGACUGCCAAUCAAAAUGUGCUUAUUCCCGUGAAGCUUGAUGCUUUUGUUCUCAACGACGCGGUCUGCCAAGGGGGUCCGGGCAAGGCGAAAAUAGCUCCCAUAUCCCAGCCUAACUACACUUUCCUCCGUUUGGAUGACUCUUAUCUUCAGUCAGACAUACUCAACGACGUCGACAUCCACACCAUUGCGCCAAAUCCAGGCGGCCAUCAAACAGGAGCGGACUUGAACUCGCGGAUCACGGAUCUCGGAUCGGGGGUGAGGCGACCGGGGCGACGCGGCAUCUAUCUGCACUGGACGAUUCCGCGCAUCUAUCGCAGUGGCGCGACCAGCACCGAGGACAGGGGCAAGGACUCUCGCGGCCUACCAGACUUCCCGGAAGUUCCGACAAGAUGCUCAUGGGCUCUUCGAACGAACUCUUCCCAGACUCAGACCCACUGCUCCAACGUGUUCUCCAUCGUCGACAACUUCUGCUUCGACGACAAGAAGAACCUGUAUGCAACGGCUGCCAAGUGUAGCUAUUCGAUCAUCGGCUGGAACUCAAAGAGCCCGAGCGAUAUCAUGGCACUCAAAAAGACCAAAGAGGGCUGGCAGACGCGUCAGCAGCGUUUUCAAGAGCUUAACGUCAAGAUCAAAGGGUUUCAGAAGUUUCCCGAACCCAUGGCUGAGUAUCCAAAAGAGAUUGCAGAUUGGUUUGCUGCCAGCACUGAAGCAGCACAGACUGAGACUCGGGCAGUCUGUCACGGCGCCAUGUAUGACGUGACGUGGGAUUUCAACAAAGCUCCGGACAACGUGCAGGCCGAUCAAUAUGCGCAUCUCUUAGGAGGACAGCAACCAGUAGCCAUUGGAACAACACCCAUGGACGCAUUGAUGGCCUACGCUGGAGCCCAUGAGAAGGUUGACAAGGACACUCCCAAGGGGCAAGUUGAGGCAGCGCUCAAGCGCCUCGAGGCUAUCUUGUUGAGUCGGGAUGAUGGCGUCGAGUCUCAUGUCCAGGCAUCAGACCUGAUGUACAACUGGAACUUUGCGCGCUUUGACGGCGGAGACCAGUACCACGCAGCGGCCAGUGGAGACAAGGCAACGGGUGAGAAACCAGCAUUGCCCGAGGAUAAGCAAGACGAUCUCGUUGAGCUGAACCGCUACUGCCGGCUCAGAGAUGCGGCGAAGAGACGGCUCAAGGCAGGGAGACUUGCGGUCUUCUCCAAUUGGUGGCUUGCCGUGACAAAAGCACAGAAGGACGCUGACAGCAGACACGAGGUAGACCGUCUGGUUGAAGAGAUUCAAGUGCUGUCAAAGACGGUAGACGACUUCGACAGAAUCAUUGAGGACAAAUCUGGUAAUGACCCACAGCAUCCGAACAAAGUCAAGGACUUUGAAUGCGGUGUUCACCCUCCCUUUGCACAACAACGAGAUCCGACUCUGCUCGUCGGUGGAGUGCGUUCUGGUUGGGAGAUCGACUACCUGCUGGCCCUUCUGGUGCGUCUUGAUUGCCAAGUCAUGAAGCCAGCCACUGUCGGAGAUGAUGCACCAUGGGCUGCGUUCUUCAAAAAUGUCGUGGACGCCAAGCUGCCUAGCUGGAUGCAGGAGUCUACCAAGAAUCUGCUGCGCGAGUUUAUGCUUCUUCGCGACCGCCGUCAGGACAGUGAUGACGGUCAUCCUGACGAGCCAAGCGAACUCGCCGAACGAGGCUUGAUAGAUGGAUCAAUGCUCCCCCUCAGGGAGCUUGGGGAGACUGUCACCCGCCCGCCUCUUCAAUCGGAGAUUCCUCUUUUCCAUGAUCGUCUGGGUAGAGACAUCAAAGGCGAAAAGGUAUGGCGCGACGACUGGAACGGGACACAGCCUUGGUUCCCGCUGUUCCUUGAGUGGGAAACUCAGUACGUUCAUGUUUCGCACAAUGACUGGGAAAUGUCAGAUUCCAGAUGGUGGCACAGCGAAGGAGCCAAAACGCACUAUGGCAUCAAGAAUGGCGUGGAUCUCGCGCAGACUUACUCCAAGUCAGAGGACCGACGCUCGUUCUCGGGGCGCAUCCUCAUCCUACCUCAACCAAGUUUCAGUAUAGAGACGAAAAUCACUCAACUGCUAUUCGACACACUUCCUUCGCAGCUGAACGAGUAUCUCCCACAAAAAGAACGAUGCAAGCUGGUAGAAAAUUUGCACAAGUUGCAGUUCCUCUCGGCACCGCUCAGCGGCUUUAAUGGCCAUCUACAAACCGUCGAGCAGGGGAAUCAUGUCAAACCAUCUAUCCGGGAUCCCAAGGAGGGAACCAUGGAGUUCCUUCGCGAGGCUCAGCGUCCUGAUGCUGGUUUCAAGGGUAAACAGAUGGCUUCCAUGGGAAUAGAGACAGAUGUGACUCCAUACGGAGCUGCAAAAAAGUCAAUCUCGGGUCCAGACGGACCGUCAUCUUUCAAACCCGUCAUUCACGGCCAGUUCAGACUGAACAGGGUCAACAUUGUUGACAAAUUCGGCCAAGUCGUCCAUCUCUUAGACCCGACGCCGGUGCCAGACAAUGCGCCACCAGAAGAGGUGCCGAGGGCCUGGCCCUGUCUCAGCGACUGGUACUCACCAGGCUUCAAGGUGAAAAAAGGCGGACGCCUGCUCCCCAACACUGUGGAAGAUGCUUUAGAUGAGGCAGACCCGAAGUGUGAAUUCGUCCAGGUCCCGCCGCAGAUCAACCAGUCCGCGCGCAUCAACGCCUGUUGGGCCGUACCAGCAGAGCCAACCGCCAAGACCGCCAGUUCAGAGAGUCCUGUGGCUGCUGAUAAACCCAAAUUCAGGAAGCCAUUCUGGCGAGCAGCGCAUGACUGGGACUCUCCGAUCUGGGGCUGGGUAGUUGUCAACUAUGCCAACUACGGCCUCCAAUUCUUCCUACCUUCCGGUGCUUUUUAUCGCGAAGUUCGGCUGGGAGGCCCCAACGGAGCGCUCACGUCUCCAGACUGGCUGCCAUUCCAGGAGCCGGACGACCCUGAUGGCACAGACAGAGGCGGACCAGUAGAUGGAGGUGUUGCAGCCAGGCAACUUGCCAGGCUGGUACAGACGGUGGCUACCACCGAAGGCUACCUGCAGCCCUUCAUGGCCAUGCUGUCAGCUGCAAGCGCCAGCACAGGCACUGCUGCACCGAGUGCGUAUUCCGAGUUCAAGAGCGCGCUCAUUGGAAAGCCUCUCGCCUUGGUCAACAUGGGCUGGUCGCUGGAGCUAGCUGUGCCGCAACAGGAAAGCCAGCUCGUCGGGGAUGGCCCCGUGCGCAAGAAGCUGUACAAGUCGACGGCAACAAGGGCUACCCCCGGCCCAGGAUGCGAGCGUGAUGAGGCGUACGAUGCCUCCUUCUAUCGAUUUCCGGUCAAGCUCGGAGACCGGGAGCGAGGGUUCGACGGGCUUGUGGGCUAUUUCAAACCCCUGUCCGCUCUCAAGCCCGGGGAUGCUUUGGAUCUAGACUCGAUCUACACACACUUCUCGCCGCAAACGGUACUAUUUGAUGUCGAGCUGAACAAGAUGGCCAAGUCUGUGGGGACGAGCAAGGCCAGCCCGGUCGAGCAGAUAUCGCAGGAGAACUACCCCCGUCUCCCACCACACUACAUCGACCCACUCGGCCCCGACGGGGAUCACAUCUCCAUUGACGACUUCGACGACAUUGCGAAUGAGCAGCUCAAUGUCUUCGGUGCCAUUGUCGACCCUUUCUCUCCGGUCCACGCCUACUCGGCCAUCCUACCAGUCAAGGAACUCGUUCUGCCAAACUGGACUUGGCAGUCAGCCCUGGACAAGAUCUCGGCCUUCUUCCACAUAGGCCCUGUGCUGGUGACCAGCGACGUGCCCGAUUUUAUUGAGUCCAGGAGACUCGUGCAGGGGAAGCUGCCGCCAAAACUUGUGGCCAAGCAGAAAGGCGAGACGGGGGUGCUGCUGCCGGGCGGUUCCCUGGGUCAGUGGACUUGGCUUCAGCCGUACAUGGAUGAGGGUGCUAACGCCACCGUGGAGAAACAUGCCAGCAACACGAGUGGCGGCGGCGGCGGAGGCGGCGAUCAUGGGCAGCUGGAGAAGUUCAUGCCACUGGCAGUGGAUCCGGUGGACGGAACUUCGCGACUGGAACGGGGCCCAUACACAGCCCUCGAAGGAUACUUACAGAUGGCAAGCGGAGCCGCGGAUUGA